CAUAAAGCUGAAUAUGGGAGAUUCUAGAAGAUUUAAAGUGUUUGUUACACGGGUGUCACCAUAGGUUCUUAUGGGUUAAGUCAAUAUCACAGUAGUAAUGUUUUUCUUUUCAUUCACCAGUUGUGAGCUCAACUCCUGAUGACAAAAAAAUAGAGCUUCAGUGUUUCCUCAAUACGUAUAAAGGAUCUCCCCCUUGUACCAACAAAGGGAUGCAUGUCAAGUGGAGCACUGAAGAUAACACACCACGAAAUGGGAAUAGAUUUCGCUUUGAAAGUCCAUCUGGAUGCCUCUCUAAACUGUUUAUCACUGUAAAACCCACCGACCACCAGAGAACAUGGACAUGCCAGCUGCAUCAGAACGACACAGUGAAGGCCUCCAUCCUGUACACGACAACUAUAAAAGACGGCAUAGAGGAAGUGGUGGCUGCAGUGGGUGAGUCAGUGUCACUCUCCUGUAGCAACGAUUCCUCUCUCAGUGUGGGUGGCGUGAAACGGGCUGAGGGUGAAAGGACACUGACACAUCAUAUGUCACCUUACGAAGGCCAGACACAUGUGAUUAAUGACUCAUCUCUGGUUAUUAGUAAAGUGAGCGCUCUGCAUGCUGGGGACUACCAGUGUUCAUGGUACACUGGUCAGUUGAACAAGAUCAGGCUGUAUACUCUGGAUGUAACUUCAGAGCAUGGGCCAGGAGGAGAUAAUCUCACUUUGACAUGUGUGCUUAGCUGCUCUAAUGAAUGUGGGAAAGACUUCAAUCUAACCUGGUCGGGAGGCAGCCCAAACAGCUGGCAGAGCGGCUUAAUAAAUGCUGAUGACACUCUUACAAACCGGCUAUUUCUCCCUUUAAUUUCAACGACUGAUGAGAUAACCUGCUCUGUGCAUAGAGAGGGUGAAGUGAUGGCGUCUAUGAAGUGGCGUACAGUUAACUCUCUGCAAACACCUGCAUGGGUAGCCCUUCCUUUAGCUCUUCUGAUAUGUAUAACUGCUGGAGGACUCUGCAUCAUGUACAUGAAGAGGAAGCGCAACAAGGAUGCAGGGAAUGAACAGACCAGUAUUGAUAUGACUCAUGUUUACGAAGUCAUUCAGGAUGAAAAUAAUGAGGAAGCACACCAGCAAAGUCAAACCAAAAGAGGACGUGCCACCACCUCUGACAGUUUCUAUGACCUAUUACAGGCUGUUAACUGAAAAUAAAUAAAAAUGUCUCAUAA
Messenger RNA from Centropristis striata (black sea bass), 1204 nucleotides. RefSeq lists its product as uncharacterized. NCBI's taxonomy places the organism in Eukaryota, Metazoa, Chordata, Actinopteri, Perciformes, Serranidae. The coding region runs from base 210 to 1181 and encodes 323 amino acids. The transcript is spliced from 6 exons. The record is from RefSeq and is a predicted model, not a curated record.